AAGCAGCGAGGGCAGUUCCCCAGUCUCCAGCUGGAGAAAUCCAGGGCAAGUAAGAGAUGCAGAAAAGAGAACUAAAGGUGUCUGUUCCCAAAUUUGGCAAGAUUCCUUGGCUUAGUGAGGCCAGCCUCGUGAACAAGCCGUUAGUGCUCAGCCUCCCCAAAAGAUAUCCUCAUGCCUCGGCCACUUUUCUGAUUUCAUCCAAGAAGGAUAUGAAUUUGCCUAUUUUGUUUCAAGUUCCAGAUGUCUUAUCUAAGGCCAGGAGGCUCCAGAGUAGCCCCGUGCUGAUCAGAAACAAGCAGCUGUGCUCCACAGAGAUAAAAAUGGUACAACCAAGAACUGUGAUAAUCCCUCAUAAUCUGAAACCAUCCUUUGAGAAUUUUAUGAGUCAUAGAAUGAUGAAUCUUCAUCCACCAAAAGCCCAGACUGUAGCCAAACAUUCCCAUAAUGACAUCUCAACAGAGAGUGUCCACUACAGACUGCCCAUUCUGGGCCCCAGGACAGCUGUCUUCCACGGACUGCUGGCGGACACCUACGCAACCAUGCAGGAGACACGACUCUCCUCCUUGCCCAGAAAAGAGCCAGUGGGCAAGACAAUGAGGCAAUGAAUGAGUGGUCGGAGCUCAUCACCUUCCGGACUCACAAAGAGAAAACAAGUUAACCAAGCCAGUUUCUGACAGAUUAGCCUAAUUUCCUCCUGUCACCAAAAAGGUGACUCACUUUUGCUUUCUUGAGAGUUGUUCGAAUUCUAGCUCCUGCCACUGUCUUCUCACUCACUUUUCCUAAAGACAAGUGGUUAAAUUUCCGUGACUGUAAAAGUUAACUGAUUAAAAUGGAACAUGUUGAGUGUCA
Lontra canadensis (Northern American river otter) is the source of this 849-nucleotide messenger RNA. RefSeq names its product chromosome unknown C1orf105 homolog (gene CUNH1orf105). The record is from RefSeq and is a predicted model, not a curated record. The transcript is spliced from 7 exons. Bases 57 to 605 code for a protein of 182 amino acids. Lineage: Eukaryota; Metazoa; Chordata; Mammalia; Carnivora; Mustelidae.